Messenger RNA from Tripterygium wilfordii, 2134 nucleotides. RefSeq names its product putative pentatricopeptide repeat-containing protein At3g15200. The record is from RefSeq and is a predicted model, not a curated record. NCBI's taxonomy places the organism in Eukaryota, Viridiplantae, Streptophyta, Magnoliopsida, Celastrales, Celastraceae. Gene Ontology annotation, molecular function: protein binding. The transcript is spliced from 2 exons. The coding region runs from base 101 to 1732 and encodes 543 amino acids.
UUUAUAACGAAAAACCCUUCCAAGAGUCGGCUGGUGGAGGCCACUUGCCCUAAUCAACGAAUUAGUCUUGCUGCCAAUCGAAGGUGCUUCGUUAACAACAAUGCUUUUCCGAUUUCAACCGUUAAAAUCCUUUUCCCGCGAGAACAUCCGACUAUUGUUCAAAUUCCAAACCCCAAUUCACAGCCUUGACAUCUCCAGUUGUCCAAUUCCUGCGAUUGUCACAAGGAACCCCAAAUUCCAUUUCUUUGGAAAGACAGAGCCUUUUCGUUUUGUUCAUUCAGAUCUUCGACCACUGACUCAAACCCAACAAGACUCGGAUGGAGAACAUGUUAAUACAAUCCAAAACGUCUUAAGGAGUAAAAUUAACAGCACUAAAGGGGAGAUUGAGCGAGCACUUGAUCAGUGUGGUCUUGCAUUGACGGAGGAUUUGGUUUUGAGUGUGCUCAAAAGGUACCGUUCUGAUUGGAAACCUGCUUAUGUAUUCUUCAAUUGGGUACGUAGAGGAGGAAGAGACUCCCUUACAUCUAGUGUUUAUAACGAGAUUAUUGACGUUCUUGGCAAAAUGAGGCGUUUUAACGAGAUGACACAGGUGUUCGAUGAAAUGUCUGAAAGAGAGAAUCUUGUAGAUGAGGAGACAUAUCGGAUUUUGGUGAAUAGGUAUGCGGCUGCACAUAAAGUAGAGGAGGCAAUUAAUGUUUUUCAUAGGAGGAAAGACUUUGGGCUUGAGCUUGAUUUGGUUGCAUUUCAGAAGCUCUUGCUUUGCUUAUGUAGGUAUAAGCAUGUUGAAGUGGCAGAGACGUUGUUCUACUCUAAGCGAAGAGAGUUUUGUUUUGAUAUAAAGACGUGGAAUAUCAUUCUCAAUGGGUGGUGCGUUUUGGGGAGUGUAUACGAGGCAAAGAGGUUUUGGAAAGAUAUAAUUGCUUCCAAUUGCAAGCCAGAUUUGUUUACACAUGGGACUUUCAUAAAUGCAUUGACGAAGAAGGGAAAAUUGGGAACGACAAUGAUGUUGUUUCAAGGAAUGUGGGAGAAGGGUUACAAACCUGAUGUGGUGAUAUGCAACUGUGUCAUUGAUGCACUUUGCUUCAAGAAGAGAAUUCCCGAGGCAUUGGAAGUUUUCCAACAAAUGAAUGAGACAGGUCCUCCCCCGAAUGUAGUGACUUACAAUUCACUCAUCAAGUAUAUGUGCAAAAUUCGACGGAUGGAAAAGGUAUAUGAGUUUUUGGAUGAAAUGGAAGAGAGGGGUGGUAGUUGCUUACCCAAUGAUAUUACUUUCAACUUUUUGCUCAAGUCCCUGAGGAAACCAGAAGAAGUUUCUGUAGUUCUGGUGAGGAUGGAGAGAAAUGGAUGUACCAUGACUACUGAUACGUACAAUUUGAUCUUGAAAUUGUUUAUGGACUGGGAUUAUCAAGAAAGAGUACAACAUACUUGGCAUGAGAUGGAGAAGAAGGGGUUUGGACCAGAUCGGCGAUCUUAUACCAUUAUGAUUCAUGGACUUUAUGACAAAGGAAGAAAUGAGGAUGCUCUAUCUUUUUUCAGGGAGAUGACAUCAAAGGAAAUGAUACCAGAGCCAAGGACUGAGUUGCUGGUGAAUGCCAUGAACACUGAAUUGAAUGAGGAAAAAGGUGAACAGAAAAAGGGUGCAAGCCUGAGUGAUAAAACCUCAAGACCUAUGCAUAAAUGGAAAAGGAAGAUGAGAGCUAGUGUGGUUGCCUCAAUCUCAAGGUGUAACUGAGCUUGAGUUAACUGUAACACUUUUAAUGAUUGGAAGCUUGAAAGAUCCAAUCUGUUUUAUUGGGACACUAUGGCGCCACAUGUUUCUGGAGUAUGUCUGAAUGGGCAAUAAAAUUUAUCAUCCAGCGAACCCCUAAGAUCUCCUCAAGUUUGACUGCAUGUUAGAAGUAAAGAAGAUUUUGUUGCAGAUAAAGGAUAAAAAGCCAGACAAAAAUCACAAGAAGAUCAAUUAUCUGCUUGAGAAGAAUUGGCAGGUGACUAUUAUCUGGUCGAACUCAAUCUCUGUCUCAGUUAUGAUCAUAUGUAAUUUUUAAAUUCAGUACCAUAUAGCAGUUUGCUAGCAUUCAAGAACAGAAGUUUUUAAUUUCACAUCAUAUAAAUAUUUUAGUUCAUCUUCCCAGCA